UGAGAAUUUAAUUUUUUUUAUAAGCAUUUGAAUUUUAAAGAAUCCCAUCUCAAUUGUUCAUCAAAGUAUCCAUUGUUCUUGCAGGUUGGCAUACAACAUAAACCAGAUUACUUGAAUGCGAGAACUACUAAUCGUGUUCUUGUUGAUGUACAGAAGGACAAGGUGACAAUGUGUCCAUUACCAAAACUUCCACAGCAUAGAGAGCUUUUCUCUCAGCUGAGUUCAAUUCAUGCUAGACUUUCAAAUCAACGAUCAAUUGCUAAAAAGCAUCCUGUACAUAGGUGCAACGAAGUCCAGGCCGAAGCUGCAACUCAGUUUUUGAAUAUAUUGUGGCACUAUUUGGAGUCUCUUUGUUUAAAUCUGAAAUCCCACACGAUAACUAAUGUACAAUCUAAUAAAGAUAGGGUUUCUUUACUUCUUAAAGAUAGCUUCAUUGAUUCCUUUCCUGCUAGGGAUCAACCUUUCAUUAAGCUUUUUGUAGAUACACAGCUCUUCACUGUUUUAUCAGACUCUCGUUUGACAAGCUUUGAGAGUGGAGAGUCAUAGUCCCGUGCCACAUUGGUUUUAGAUCAAAUUGUGCUAUAUAGAUCUGUUAGACAUGUUUGUUGUCACUGUUGAAGAUAUAGCUCUUGAUUUCAUGGGAGGAACACCUCCAGUUCAGACCAGAUGAAACUUUGCUAAUCCGAGAAUGACACAGAAAGUUGAUAUGUGGUCAAAAAAAUUUGUAUAAUGUUCAUAGUAAAUGUCAUGUACUAAAUCAUUGUGCUAACCCAGGGGAAAGAAUCACUGUCCCUGUUUUUUGUUGAGGGGUGUGUUCUUGGGUUCACCAGUUCAUGUUUUGUAAUUCAGUAAUUGUGACCACUCUCCUUGUAGCAUACGUGUCAUAAUCUUUUUAUUGAGCAAACCACAGUUUUGCUUCCUAAAACUGUAAUGUAUUGUCGUAUUAAAAUCAUGAAAAUUCUAAGUUGAUGAAAGUUUUUAUUA
Vigna umbellata (rice bean) is the source of this 984-nucleotide messenger RNA. NCBI's taxonomy places the organism in Eukaryota, Viridiplantae, Streptophyta, Magnoliopsida, Fabales, Fabaceae. The record is from RefSeq and is a predicted model, not a curated record.